This is a messenger RNA of Brenthis ino (lesser marbled fritillary), 1053 nucleotides long. The record is from the annotation of a GenBank genome assembly. Lineage: Eukaryota; Metazoa; Arthropoda; Insecta; Lepidoptera; Nymphalidae.
AUGGUCUGGAUGGUGUGCUUCUACUACGGCGGGACUCAAGAUUGGAAUGAAAUAUGCGGUGUCCUAGCUUUAUCCUCUUGCACCCUCACUUGUGUCACUAAGUUCCUGUUUAUGAAACUGUACUCAAAAAAUAUAAAACAUAUAGUCCAACAGUACUAUAAAUGCGACGCCCAAGUGAUACUAGGUACGAGAUUCGAAAAAAAUCUUCGUAAAGGACUCCGAACAGUCAAAAGACGUGCGACAAUCAUCUGGGUAACACUUGUUGUUAAUGGCUUUGUUUACAUCAUCCUACCUUUUAUUACACCUGGACGAAGUUUUGCAGCAGACAACUAUUAUGUAUAUGGUUUGAUGCCAAUAUUGGAAUCACCAAAUUAUGAAAUAGCUACAUUGAUGAACAGUCUUAGCGCCUACUUCUGUGUAUACACCAUGGUGUCUGUUGCUAUAUACAUUAUCAUUAUUGUUGGUUACUCAGAAGCCCAGAUUUACGCUUUAGGUGAAGAACUUCUGAACGUUUGGGAUGACAGUCAGAACUUCUACAACGAAAUAAAGCAUAGUAUUAGAAAUAAAAUACACGUUAUGGAAACAAAAGAUAAAAUUUUAAACGAGUUUAUUAGAAUUCGUUUAAGAGACACCAUCAAAUUUCAUAUAAUUAAUAUUAAUUUAGUUCAUCAAUUAGACCAAGAGCUUCGACCUACUUUGGCGUUGGAAUUCAUUAUCGUCGCCUUUUCAAUAACCUUUGAACUUCUUGCUGGUUUGGAAAAUACUUACGUUCAGCUACCGUUUUCAUUCGUUCAAAUAUACAUGGGUUGUUUGGCGGGACAGUGCUUGAUAGAUGCUUGUUGCAGUUUUGAAAAAGCUAUAUAUGGCUGUAAAUGGGAAAACUUUAGCAUUCAGAAUCGAAGGACUGUUCUUUUGAUGUUAAGGAUGUCACAAAAAACGUUGAUGUUGUCAGCUGGUGGGGUAUCCAAGUUGAAUUAUAACUCACUGAUGAUUAUAUUGAAAUCGACGUAUUCUACAUAUACAACGUUACAAUCAACUGUGAAGAAAUUGGAU